This is a messenger RNA of Cucurbitaria berberidis CBS 394.84, 1498 nucleotides long. RefSeq names its product arginine-tRNA-protein transferase 1. The record is from RefSeq and is a predicted model, not a curated record. Gene Ontology annotation, biological process: protein arginylation. The coding region runs from base 105 to 1394 and encodes 429 amino acids. Gene Ontology annotation, molecular function: arginyl-tRNA--protein transferase activity. Lineage: Eukaryota; Fungi; Ascomycota; Dothideomycetes; Pleosporales; Cucurbitariaceae. The transcript has 5 exons. Gene Ontology annotation, cellular component: cytoplasm.
ACCCUCCCGCCGCUCCAUCACUGUCUUCUCGUCGCGACAUCCCUCCGUCUCCGUCUUGGACCACCCCCACCAGCUACGCUUGCUCCCACGCUUAUGCUGCCCUCAUGCAGUCCAGUGUGACGCCCUACGGAGCAAGCUACUACUUCUCGUCAAAAAGCUUGACGGUGGAGGUUUACCAGAUUCUGGUGGAUCGCGGUUGGAGGCGAUCUGGCACAAUCUUCUACAAGCCCGAUGUAUUACGGCAUUGCUGUCCGCAUUACACGAUUCGUCUCCCAGUCGACGCCUUCAAACCCUCGAAAGAUCAGCGACGAGCGAUCAAUAAGUGGAACGACCAUGUCUUGGGCGACGCCUAUAUGAAAGAAGCUUCUAAGCGUUACCCCAUAACGAAAGAAGCGAAGGCUCGACUCAAGAACACUUUCGACCUGACUCACGAGGUACACAAGGCGGAGCUUGAGCAUGUUAAACAACCGCCUGAGCCCGCCCAUCGAUUCGAAGUAACACUCGAGCCAGCAGGCUUCACCCGCGAGAAGUAUGAGCUAUUCCACAACUACCAGCAAAACGUGCACAAGGAGAAGCCAAAUAACAUCUCGCAAUCCGGCUUCAAGGGCUUUCUGUGCGAAUCUCCGCUACCACAAACCUCUAGGGAAGUCAAUGGUAAGACGCAGCUUCUCGGCUCGUACCAUCAAUGCUACCGACUUGAUGGACGACUCAUUGCCAUGAGCAUACUAGACUUGCUACCUCACUGUGUUAGUGGCGUCUACAUGCUAUACCACUCGGACUUUGAACACUGGCAAUUUGGGAAGCUGAGCGCGCUCCGUGAGAUUGCUCUUGCACUCGAGGGCAGCUACGAAUACUACUACAUGGGCUACUACAUACACUCAUGCACCAAGAUGAAGUACAAGGGGGACUACAAGACACAGCAUGUGCUAGACCCGGAGACGCAUGAGUGGAAUCCACUGGAUGACGAGCUGCGCGGCUUGCUCGACCGCCAGGCGUACGUGUCAUUGUCAAGGGAGCGUCGAAAAAAGGCCGAAAAAGAGGUCUCCGUAACCAUCGACGACAGAGAUGCAAAGGAAAAUGCUCAAUCAACGCCAGCCGAGCUUUCCGAUUACCCGCUACCAACGGCCGCUGAAGGAGGCGAAGCGGUUUCGAAUGGAAUGUCAUUGUUCGACCUGAAGAUUCCCGGCCUUAUGACAGUAGAGGAGAUAGAAGAGCAACUGGACCUUGGUACCAUGCCAAUUCGAGUAGGGAAUAAGAUGGCUGAAGCUCAGGAUUUGGUAUCAUGGGACAGCGGUGACCUACGAAGUCCUCAGUCGAUCAAAGGAAUCAUAGGUGAACUAGUUGCUUGUCUGGGUCCUGAAGCUGCAUGCCAUGUGGUGGUAAAGUUCGAUUAAGGAUCGUAUAGAGGAGACAGGCAGCAGAACUGCUGCGGGGAGCAUAAUUCAACCCUGAUGCCAAACAGCCAACAGCCAAGAACACCCUAGAGAUUCUCGCAACG